GGUGCAUCUGGUAAAGCCGACGAAAAGGAAGCAAAUACAGCCGUCCCAACUGACUUAAAAAUCGAUCCCAGUUUGCCUCCAGAAGGAUUUAUGGACCAUCUUGUUCAACAUUUGAAAGGCUUAGACCUUCAAAGUGAAACAACAGCAGUUGAACAUCACAUCACCCUAGAUCUGUGGGACUUCGCUGGUCAACAUCUUUACUAUGCAUCUUACCCAGUUUUUUUAUCGACGCGGGCAGUUUAUAUGCUCGUGUACAACCUCAGCAAAGGUUUAAAGGAAACCGCUCAGCCUUGUUUCCGACAAGGAGUCCAUGAAAUUCUUCUCGCUAAUCCAAAUAACGAAAACAAUUUGGAAAAUUUGUUGUCGUGGCUGGUGUCUCUCAGUUCUAUGUUUUCAUUAAAACCAGACGUGAGUGAAAGGACAACAAAAUUGGAGGAUCUGCCUUACUGUCGCCCUCCAGUGUUUAUUGUAGGAACACAUGCAGAUGAACCACAUCAAGACAUCAAGGAAAUGGAAUUGCAGAUUCAAAGAGAAAUAAGUGGAAAGGACUAUGAAAGCCAUGUGGUCCGUCCGUUCUUUUCAGUCGAUAAUACCCAAGGUUCAUCUGAUGACGGAGUUGCCGCACUUCAGAAACGAAUGAUUGAAGUUUUAAAACAAGAACCAUACAUGGGAGAGGAGGUACCAAUUCGGUAAGUUUUUAGUCAAGAGAAACUCUUGCUCCAUAUUAUUUCUUGACGAUUAUAUUAUACAUAAUGGUUAUACCACAGGCAGCCCUUCACCCUACGGUUGUACUAUAACAGUAGUGGGUCGCGAUGAAUAAGAUCUACCUCGUUCUAAAGUAGAUAAUGGUUAGCCGUUCCGGCUUAAAAAGACGUCUUAACCGAUUUGCUGCGAGUACAACAACAACAAAUUUUAUUGAAAAUUGGAUAUACUAUAACUAAUUACAUUUCUUUCCCACACGCAAAUAGCUUAUGAACUAGUCGAGGCGAGGGGAGCUCAAGACAUAUUACAAGUAAAAGGUUUAUCUAUAGAUGGACUAUAUAUAUAAUAACAGUAAAGACACUACUAAACAAUAAAUAUAAUAAACUAACAUAAAACAAAGCAAGUACCUAAGGAUUACGAAGAGGGACGGGAGACUUCGACAUAAUCAUCUUCUGACAGCAAGAAAUUUAGUAGUAAUUCCUUUAUCUUUUUACGAAAAGGCGUAUUUUAAUCGAAUAAGGAAUAGAGUUCCAAAUUUGGAAACCGAUUCUCGUGUAAAAGGUAUACACGUUAUCGGUUCCUGAGAACUUAACAUAAAACGAGUCGCUAGAGACAGAUCUUGUUUUCUAGUUAUGAAUCUGACUUGUUUUAACAAAUUGAUUGAGUAUACUAACUGGUGCUGUCUGUCUGUUGAUAUGGUACAAUAAAUAGCUACAAUCUCUGAAAAAAUAGGCUAGGAAGGGGAACGCAAUUCGAUUUGAGAAAGAAGGGUACGGAGAGUUACGAUCUUUCUUUGAAAUGUCAAGGUACAGUUUCCCCAACCACAGAUACCAUAAGUUAAGUAGGGGCCAAUUAAUGAGUUGUUUUGUGACAGAUAGAUUCUAUGUGAUAUUUCCAUGAAAGAUUUGAAUCAAUCAUUGAGCCAAGAUAUUUUACAUAGUCUUUCAUUUCAAGGCUUGCGUAGGCGUUAGUCACGGAGUCAAGAGUUCUAAUCCUAGGUAUGAAGGGCAUAUUCUUUUGCCUUGGGCGAAAGAUUACAAAGUUUGAUUUCUUUAUGUUCAGAGACAGUUUGCUUGCAUUUAGCCAUUCGUUGACGUUGCCAAGCCCUCGAUUAGCAAUUGAUGCGAGUUCCUUUAAGUUGUUAUUUGCAAGUAUUAUACUGGUAUCGUCAGCAAAUAGAUAAAAGGCAAAUAACGAAUAGGAUUUGUAAAUAUCAUUGAUGUAAAGUAGGCAUAAGAGCGAUCCGAGGACUGAGCCUUGUGGCACGCCGCACAAGGUCGUCUCAGCCUAAGCCACAAUGUUAUUGACUUCCGUAGUUUGCUUUCGAUUAGUCAGGUAUGAUCUGAACCAGGAGUUGAUUACACCUCUAAUACCAUAAUUUUCAAGUUUAGCUAACAAAAUCUCAUGGUUAAUAGUAUCAAAAGUCUUCUUGAGAUCGAUGAAAACACCGCGCGAAAAUUAACCGUUGUUCAUAUUUUGGAGAAUAGUGUUAACAAUGCCAAGUAUAGCAUAAUGAGUACUUUGCUUACUGCAAAAGCCUUAUUGCUGAUCUUAGAGAAUGUUGCAAUCUUUGACAAACGUAGUAAGUCUGGAGUUCAUAAGUUUUUCAAAUAUCCUGUCAUAAAUCGAGAGCAGUGAUGUAGGCCGGUAGUUUUCGGGCAGAGUGUCAUCUUCGUCCUUAAAUACUGGAAUAAUCUUAGCACACUUUAGUUUAGAUGGAAAAAUCCCUAAGCAAAUAGAUUGUUUAGAAAUCGUGGAUAGCGGUACGAAAAUGAUCCUUUUUGCCAAUUUGGAGAUGAGUAGACUCCAUGGGCCUUGUUGUCUUGCAAAAUUGAAAGAGUGCGGCAACUGAGUCUACAUCCGGGAAAAUAGGGAGAUCUAUGCAGGACAGACUAAGAACAGCAUGAAUAGAAUACCGGGAUGCGAUUCAUCCGUACUCAGACCUUGGACAUAGCUGAAAGCGCUCACUAAAAACGGCCGUUUAUAGAUCAUUGCGCCCUCUCCAAAAUCUGAACGUCUGGAACAGGCUAGUUUAUAGUGCGUUUUCACUAACUUGGCCAGCGUUUAUGCAAAUUUAUUGGCACAAACGAAAGCGAAAGUACACGAAAAGAGUUCAGCUCCCACAGGAGUGGUUUGGCACAUCAACAUGGCAGCCGUUUCAUUGUUUUGAAACACCAAUAUGGCCGCCGUGACGUCAUGCGAAAUCUUCAGCUCUAACGGCCUCGUUUAGGAUAGGGUGGAAAACCGCUUAGCUUAUGUUAUACAAUAUAAUAACUUGGUCAUCACCUGCUAAUCUAUCAGAGUACGGAAGAAGUUGACGUCACGAAGAAUAUAUUUUCAGGUCUUAUCCAGCACUUCCAGCACACUUAAAUAUGAAUAUACCGAGGUGACAUUCGGAUUUAUGCCAAACCGGCGGAAAGGACAAGCAAGGUCUAAUUUUUGCAGCGGAUAUACUCGCAACUUUUAUUGCUACUUAAACUGACAAUGCUUUCGCUAAUAAGUUCUCGUUUAUUAUACGUAGCGAAUAUUGAAUAAGGGAAAAAACGUGUUGCUGGCGGCAAAACCCGUUUCCUUAAAUACCAGCGAUUGUACGGUGCCGCGAUAUCCACUUUGCACCUAGCCAGCGAACAAAGCCGUCCCUUAUCGCUCGUCAGCGCGGCUGGGGACGUUUCUUAGGAGAGAAACGAAACGUCCAUAGGGGAGAUUUCAGUGAGAAGAGAAGGCUUUAUUCGCAGGCUGAUUUGCACUGGUUUUGAGGAUUAGAUUUCAAGUUUGUGUCAACUGGUAUAAAGUAUUUUAUUUGCUUAAUUUAGUAGAAGAGAUCAAUCUUUAAGUGAUGCUUAAACUUCGUCUUUAAGCUUUUGUUUUUUUCUAUUUUUUUUUACCAGAUGGUUUAAUUUCGAGAAGGUUGUCCAAGCUUUGAUUGCUGAAAAGGUACAUUAUUUAAACCUCCAACAACUUCAAGGUAUUAUCCAGAAAGUUUGCUUUAUUGAAGACGAAGAUGAGGUCGCCACUUUGUUGGAUUUCUAUCAUGACCUCGGCAUGAUUGUCAGACAACGCAACACAGUUGUGCUUCGGGCUCAGUGGCUCAUUAAGGUCAUCAGGCAACUUAUAACCAUUCGUUCUUUUAACGAAAUGGUAAGUGAAGCAUAUUCAAGUGUAUAAGUGCCCUCCACGGAGAACACCAUCCCACCCUGUUAUAAAUUCUUGUUAUAAAUUAUUUAUUUAUUUAUAUUUACCUUAAUGAUGAUUAUCAUGUUUUGAUAAUAUCACACCCACUAAGACCAACUCGGCGUUUUCGUGAUGGAUUUUCUUUGUUGAUAUGUGCAGUCAUAAAACUGGCUAAAUAUUAGUGAACCCUAGCAGGGACAAUUAAAUGUUUGCAUUUAGCAAAGCUGCAGACAACAUAUCCGAAACAUAACUUCAUUGCAGUUUAGUGAUUUUAUGUGACAUACGAGUUUUAGCUUACCUAUACGACAAAACUUCUUAUUUAUGACGUCAACUUUAUUAAUGUGUUUCAGUGGAAAAAGUGUAUUUAUUUCACAAAAAAACUAAAACAAACAAACAAGCAAACAAAAACCCUUGCGAUAUUCCUUCGCCGACCUGCCUCGACCAGUGAUUCUAGUCAUCUGCUUCCAGCCGUCCCGUAAUAGUUUGGAAGCUUCGGAUCAUAUACAUUUAUUAAUGCAUCAUGUUAGUACGUUAUCUGAAGCUUUUUAUUACCUCUCAAACUAUUAUGGGAUUGUACUUUCGAGGCCCUUCUCUUUAAGUUCUUUAGGAACUUACUUCACCGUCAAAUGUUUUUCCUAAUCCAGACUGAUUGUUUUAAUACUAGUUUUCUUUUUCAACCAUGUACUUUAUUUAAAUCCUUUUAUAUUUCUUCUGUUGUAGUACCUGAAAAAAAAAAAGAUCCUGAGAUUGUUCAGUAAUAGGUUUGACGUUCUGAAAAAUUUCCUUCUUUCGGUUUUGUUAUAGGAACCGAAACAUUCCAAGCUUUGGAAGGAAAUGGAGACGACAGGCGCCCUCCACAUGGAGUUGGUUGAUCAUGUGUUCUCCAAGCACUGCCAGCAGCAAGGCCUGAUCAAGGAGGAUAUCCUGAACAUGAUGGAGCAGUUCGGAUUGAUCGUCAAAUUUGCCACCUCGCCAACAAAUGAAAUGUACUUUGUACCCUGUCAACUGAAGACGCCACCUGACGCCCUUUGUGAAAUGGAGCCAUCACCGUCAGAUCCAUGUCCAUUGUACCUGCAUUUUCUGGGGGGUUUUGUUCCUCACGGUUUCUUCUGGCAGCUUGUGUCACGAAUCACCAAAUGGUGCUCUAAGAGUGGAUUUACCCAGCCACCGAGAUUUUUUCUUGCGGCUUCCAGGUUUGUCAUAGAGAAGAAGUCAAUUUAUCAGCUGAUUCUUUUGUGCAAAAAACGAUUCAUUAAGAUCAUCUUGACGCAUUCAGAGCCAGCCGGUGGAGCAUCAUUUUCCGAAGCAAGAGAAAUGGCGAUUCUUGUGCGAACGUUCUUGGAAGAAACAGUACAGGACCUUAGACGUGAACUCCCCUGGUUGGGCAAAUUGAAGUGUGAUUUUUGUGUUGUAUGUCCUGGCUGUCUGCGGAAGGAAGAAAUGUGUUCUUAUCACGAUGUUGUUUCAUGUGACCACGAGGACUGCCUGUGCCUUCUUAAGGCUCUCGAAGAAGGGCAACUCAGCCACUGUCCAAGUAGCCUAGACGUUAAAGUCCCGACGGUUUUCGGGCUGGAAAAAUGGUUUGCAGCCAAAGGUUAGAUAACUUGAUACUUAAUGGUACAUUUACAAAUGUAGGAAAAGGAAAUUAGCCCUUAUAGUCAUUUCAGACGAAAGUAAUAGUCACCAACAAUAAAAUUGGUUUUUCUAUGUACUUGUUCCUUCGUGAAACGUUAUUAAUAUUUACUUCAAAGUAACUUCACUUGCCAACCAGACACUACACUUUUGCUAGUUCAGGGAAAAGUUUUUGGGCCAGGCAUCGACCAGUCGUGUUAGAGGAUAAACAACGACUAGAAACUAAAAGUGGUGCUCGUUAAUUGGUCGCAACUGACGGGGCGGUCGUAUUUAAAGGUAAAAAGGUAAAGAGUCCAUUAAUAUUUUAAUUCGGUAGCUCGAAAUUAUUCAUUGCAACUGACUGACAAAAACUUGGGGCCGACGGUGCGCUCAUUUUGCCUGUUUCCCCCUCUCCAACAGUGCUCCGUUUUACGGGUAUUUAAUGCUACUUAAAGCUACUCGGAAAGGAAAGAAGUCGAAACAAAGAUUUGAGGUCACACCUGGGAAUCGAACGAGGAGCCUCCCGCACAGAAGGCUGUGCACUAGCCAACUGCGCUAAUCUUCUCACCUUCCUCGUAUUUACCAAGGGGACGUUAAAGAUUAAGGGAAUGGCUAACUGGACUUUUUGUUUAGGCCAAAAAUGGGUUGAUAUAACGGGACGCCUAUUCUCUUCUUCGUUAAUAUUUUACUGUUUUUACGUCGUUAUCUCGAUGUUCAACUCAGUUGUAUAAUCCUUAUGAAUAGGUAUGCUAACGUUUUACAGUUAUCUUUAAAAUGGCCGCUGGACAUUUUAUCCUUUUUAUUGCUUAGUAAUUGCUAUAGUCUAAGGCAGUAUAGUUUUUGUUCAUACAUAUCUAUUUUACAGUCAGGUCAGGAAUAGACAGCAGAAACAUUUUAGUCGUUUUAACUUUCUCUUUUUUUGCCGCACAGUUGUCUGUCCAGGUUAUCACCCUGGUACAGAUGAUGUUUACAACAUGACAGCUCGACCAAGAGGAAUAACGCUGAUCAUUAAUAACGCAUCUUUUGCUCAUCAUCCUAAACAUGGACAACAGUCACCUCGUCACGGGUCCGAAGAAGAUGUUCGUAAAGUUGAAGCGUUGUUUACUGAUCUCGAUUUUUCAGUACGAACGAAAGAGAACCUUUCAAGACGACAACUCUUGGACGAACUUGACUACAUCUGCGCCCGUGAGGAUCACAGUACUUAUGAUUGUUUUGUGCUGUGGCUAAUGCGCCAUGGCAAGAGUGGUGAGGUGUUCUGUUCUGACGGUAACACGAUACCCAUUCAAACUCUUGAUGAUAUGUUCAGCAAUUGCGAAACGCUAAGCGGUAAGCCAAAGCUGUUUUUCAUCCAGGCGUGCAGAGGUGACGGAGAAGACGAGGGGGUGUCUAAUGCCGCUAAUACCACUAUUUCAUCUUACGAACUGCCUAGUCCCAACCAAGUUGAUUCCCCCAUUGACGCAGUGAAGAAACCUGCAUCCAAGGUACCCACACAUGCAGAUUUUCUGUACGCAUUUUCCACAGUGGAUAAGUAUGUAUCGUACAGACAUGAGGCUCUAGGAAGCUACUAUGUUCGCGGCCUAGUUGAGGCAUUACGUGAACGUGCGUUUUAUGACCACCUUCUCGAUAUUUUAACAGUAGUCAACCAGAAAGUCAGCAACAUGGAAGCCAAAAUGCCAUCUGUGGAGAACAAGAAUGAAAUCAAAAUAUUUAAGCAAAUACCAGAGGUUAAACAUACCUUACGGAAAAAAGUUGGUUUUUAG
Messenger RNA from Porites lobata, 7244 nucleotides. The record is from the annotation of a GenBank genome assembly. NCBI's taxonomy places the organism in Eukaryota, Metazoa, Cnidaria, Anthozoa, Scleractinia, Poritidae.